Messenger RNA from Saccostrea echinata, 768 nucleotides. RefSeq lists its product as uncharacterized. Lineage: Eukaryota; Metazoa; Mollusca; Bivalvia; Ostreida; Ostreidae. Gene Ontology annotation, molecular function: DNA-binding transcription factor activity. The annotation marks the transcript as partial. The transcript has 4 exons. The record is from RefSeq and is a predicted model, not a curated record.
AAUGCAAGGGAACUAUUGAGGGAUGACCUUUCAGAUGUACCGGAUAAUGUCAAAAGAGAGAGGCGGAUUUACAUCCUGCUUCCAAAGAGUGAGGAUCAUGAAUCAACACAUCUUACUGGACAACUUGCUGGCUUCAUGAAUCCUCUAUCCAAGGAAGUUCGAGAUAAACUAGGGAAACUUGUUGGACAUGGGGUAACAAGUGUCUCAGAGAUGCAAAGACAUUUGCAUGUGUUUGUUGAAACCAUGUUGUUUAAAGACACAAAGCGUCCUGCAUUGACUGAUGCUGCUUACUAUCCAACAGACGAAACAAUCAGAGCACAUAUAUACCUUGCCCAGCUACGGUUGAGGUACAAAGACAAGGACUUGUUAAAAAGUUUAAUUUCAUCAAAGUCUAAUUUCUACUCUGUCAAAAUAUUCAAGGAAUAUAAGGUAGCAGAGUGGCAAGACAGUUAUCCAAGGGAUAAUUUCAUCUUUAUGCCUGCCUCUGACUCUACACCAAGUGACAGAGAUAUUUUGCAGGAUGUAGAGUGUGUGGAGCAGGAUGAUGAUGAUGAGGUCUAUCCUCAAAUACAGACAGCAGAGACAACAGAAUUUUUCUUCUGUCACCAAAGUGAAUUUCAACGUCAUCUUUUGUACAGGUAUGGAAACUCCCUUUGCUUUCUUGACACAACAUACAGAACAACAAAAUAUGCAUUGCCUCUGUUUUUUCUUGCUGUGAAGACUAAUGUUGGAUACAGUGUAGCUGCAGAAUUCAUUGUGCAGCAUUAA